AUGCAACAUAUGAGAUCAUUAUCAUUGCCUGAUAGUAUGGAUUCUUCACUAUCAAAUAAUCCAAAUCAGCAACAAAAUUCAACUAUGAUAAAACCAUUUGAUCCAUCAGAUAUUGAUAGUCCAGGAUUUGAUCCAGAAACUUAUGUAACAAAAUUAUUACGUGAAUCUCGAUUAACCGCUUUGAUUGAUAAAGAACAAUUAUUAACAAAACAAAUCAAAAUCUAUGAUAAUGAAAUGCAAACAUUAGUAUAUGAAAAUUAUAACAAAUUUAUAAGUGCAACUGAUACAAUUCGACAAAUGAAAAAAGAUUUUAAAAAAAUGGAAGAUGAAAUGUCAAAUUUAAUUACAAAUAUGAAUUCAAUUAAUACAUUUAAUCAUAAAAUUCAUUUAACAUUGGAUGUACGUCGACAAGAAAUACGUAAAUUAACAAGUAUUCAUUUAUUAUUACAAAAAAUUCAAUAUUUAUUUCAAUUACCAACAAAAUUGAAAGAAUAUGCAAAUUUAGGACAAUAUGAUCAAGCUGUACAUACGUAUACUAAAGCAUUGAAAGCACUUAAAAAAUAUGAACAUAUACCAUCAUUUAAUCAUAUUCAAACAACUUGUACAGAUACAAUGAAUGUUAUAAGAGAACAAUUAAAACAAGAAUUUGAUCAACAACAACAAGCAUCGAUCGAAGUUAUCGAAUUAUUAUUAGAAUUAGGAGAAUCACCAGACUAUUUAUCAGAACAAUUUCUCAUGCAAAAUCAACAACGUUUACAACAACCAUUAGAUUUAAUGAAACAACAAUUGAUUGUUGCCGAAAAUCAAUUCACAACUAAACAACAACAAUCUAGUGGACAAGUUCCUAUGGAUAUAUUAGAUUUUGUUGAUUCAAGCUAUAAUAACUAUUUGAAAAAUGUUUAUUUAUUCGUUGAAUCAUAUGAGAAUUUAUUUAUACGUAACAAUGAGAUUUCUGAUGAUGAAUUUAAAGAACGUUGUAAAUAUAAUAUUGAAACAUUUAUAUUAAAUUUAUACGAUAAUUAUUUGAAAUUUAUCUAUGAUCUUUAUAAAUCAAAAUAUUAUGGUUGUGAUGAUGAUACACAAUUAUAUGUACGUUCAAUUGAUCGUUUUAUUCGUCGUUCAACAAUCGAUAUCAAUAAAUAUAUGAUUACACAACGAUCAUUAGAAAAAAUUAAAUUAUAUCUUGAUGAAUUUCUUCUUUAUGCAAUUGAAUGUCGUCUAAAAUAUUAUCAUAAUAUUAUUGAAAAACAUUAUCACGAACAAAUAAUUGAUCUAAGAAAAUCAUUGACCAUGUUAAAUAAUAAUUCAGAAUCAAAUUCAUUAUCUCCAACAAUCAAAACAGUAUCCUCUUCUUCAUCACCAAAUCUAAUGGAUUAUGUUGAUAAAAUGUUAAAACAAAUAACUAAUGAUAUUAAACAAACAUUUCAAAAUUUAUCAUUAUUUUUAUCAAAUGAUAUACAAUUUUCAAAAAAAAAUUCAACAUUUUCGAGACAAUUUUCAUCUCAUUAUGUUUGGGAUAAUUUGUUUCUCAAUUUAUUAAAUAAAUUAUGUUCACAUUUUGAACAAGAAUAUACAACAAAUUUAACUGUAUCAUCUGUUAUUAAAUCAUCUUCUUCAUCGUUAUAUGAACAAUCGUCACCACCUAUUCUUUUACUCAUGUUAAGUAAAUUUGUAUUAAAUUUUGAUUCAAGUUCAAUACCUUAUUUAUGUACAAUAUUUGAAGAAAAAUUUAAUAUUGUUUUAGAGAGUACAUCACAACGUACUGGUAAUACAAAUGAUCCAAGUAAAAUGAAUUUGUCAACUGUUGAUCGUUCAAAAUUAACUGCGGUUCAAAAACAUUUUCAAUCUAUUGCUAAACAAUUACUUAAACAAUAUAUAUGUUUACAAGGUUUUACAUUAUCACAAAUGUUAAGAAAAUCAAUUGAAGCUCGAGAUUGGUUAAAUCCUAUAGAACCACGUCAUGUACGUUCAGUAAUGAAACGAAUAAUUGAAGAUUUAACAGUAAUUGAUAAACAAGUACUCAUGUUAUAUAAUGAUCAUCCUCAACAACAACAAUAUGGCCGUAGUAAUUAUCCUCAUCGUUAUCAUACAACAAGUGCAAGAACAGGUACGAGAAGUUCCGAUAGUGGUCGACGUACCAUCAUUAUGCCAAGAAAUUUAAAUAAUCGAGGCGGAGAUGGAAGUGGUUCAACAACGGGUGCUAGCGGUAGUAAUCUAAUGAAUUUUCAUAAAGUAUUUAAUGAAAAAUUAGAUAUAUUUAUUGAUUUACAAUUUCAAAAGACGUCAAUUCUAUCAAGUGUUAUUAAAUUAUUAUUAAAAACUUAUAUGGAAUGUAUUCGAUUGAAAACAUUUAGUCGUUAUGGUUUACAACAAGUACAAGUUGAUAUCAAUUAUUUAUAUAAUUAUCUUUGGUCAUUUGUUAAUAAUGAUGAUAGAUUUAUUACAAAUUUAUUAGAGGAAAUAAUUAGUAGCACAGUGGCAAGAUGUUUAGAACCAAUACUAAUGGAAGCAAGUGUUAUUGAAAUUGAACAAGAUUAUGAACGAUGGCCACAUUAUAAUGGAGAAAUAAUUGACAAUUUAAUUGUAAUAAAAGAUGUUGAACAGGGUGACACAUUGAUUCGUUAUGGAAGUUUUGGUAAACUAGAGUAUUCAAGAAUGGACAUAACAUGUUCAAUGAAAACGGUAUCGAACAAUAAAAAUCAAUAUGAAAAACCGUAUCGUUUAAGAGAAAUUUCAGAAUUGAUAAGUGAAGAAGAUAACGAAUAUCCUAUACCAAUUUCAUCUGAAUUUGAAGAAGCAUUUAUCAAUGAGUUAAAUCAAAUAAAAUUUGUUUCUGUUGAUGAUAUUCGAAGAAAAAAUCAGCAAGAAUGUCGACAAUUUAUUGAACAAACAAGAAUUAAUAAAAAAGAAACACAUGAAAAUAUUUUAGACAUAAAUAUAGAAGAAGAUAGUCAACCAACAUCGUCGACGACAUUGAUUGUCAAAGAAGAUGUUUAUCUUCUUCCAGAAGAAGCAUUAUUUCUAAGCCAUGGAUUAAGUUGUUUGGUUGUAUACGAUAAUAAACACCCGUUAACUGUAGAAGAUUUAUGGAUAAAACUUAAUCAGAUUGAUACAAAAUUUUCGGUUAAAUACGCUGUUUAUUAUUAUUUUCGUAGUGCCGGUUGGAUUGUGAAAUCUGGAAUGAAAUUUGGUUGUGAUUAUAUAUUAUAUCGUUUUGGGCCAGCAUAUAAUCAUGGUGAUUAUUGUUUAACAAUACGUAAUUUUUGGUCAAAAAGUUGUUCAUCAUGGACAUUUUUAGCCGGUUUAAAUCGAACAAGUUUAACUGCCAAAAAAACUUUACUACUAUGUUCGGUACAAUUACCACCUUCAAUCGAUAAAAUUGAUUUAUUUAUCAAACAAAUGCAGAUAAAUACAAUGGAAAUAAAUCGCUGGGUACCAAAACAACGUCUUGCUUUAUUAUACAUUUCCAAUAUUUAUUUUUGGUCUGGUACCAAUUGUUCAUCGACAGAACGAAUUGAUGGAAAGACUGUUGUCAUCACAGGCGCAAGUAGUGGCAUCGGUGGUCAUAUUAUCAUAGCCUGUCGAAAUCGAGAACGGGCUGAAAAAGCUUGUCAUGAAAUAAAACAAAAAUCGGGUAGUAAUAAAGUGGAAAUUGAACUCAUCGAUGUGUCUUCAUUGGACUCGGUACGCCAAUGUGUUCGUCGAUUAAAUAAAAAAUUAGAUAAAUUAGAUAUUUUGAUAAAUAAUGCUGGUAUCAUGAUGGUACCGUAUGAAAAAUCACCUGAUGGAUAUGAACUACAUUUAGCCACAAAUCAUCUAGGACACUUUUUAUUGACAAAUUUAUUAUUAAAUCUAAUGAAAAAAGCUCCAAAAGCAAGAAUUAUCAAUAUAUCUUCUGUAGCACACAAAUUAUUUAAUGCAAAAAUGAAAUGGGAUGAUCUUAAUUUUGAAAAAUCUUAUUCAAGAAUUGAUGCUUAUGGUUGUUCAAAAUUAUGUAAUAUUUUAUUUACACGAGAAUUAGCCAAACGUUUGAUAGGUAAUCUAAAAAAUGAAUCUUAUUUAUUCAGUUAUCAAUUAACGUAUCAAAUUAUAUUUAUAGGAACAAAUAUAACAGCAAAUUGUCUUCAUCCUGGUGUAGUUCGAACAGAAUUAAUGCGUAAUCUUGGUGGAUCAUAUGCAUCGUUAUCGGCACUAUUUCUUAAAAUAAUGUUACCAAUCUGGUGGUUUAUAUCGAAAAAUAGUGUACAAGGAGCUCAAACUACAAUCUAUUUAGCUGUUGAUAAACAACUUGAUACAACAACAGGACAAUAUUUUAGUGAUUGUGCAAAAUCAAGAACAACAGCAGCUGCUCUGGAUGAUGCAUCAGCUACUCGACUUUGGCAUUUAUCUGAGAAUAUGACAAAUUUAUCUGCAACAUUAAUUGAAAUUGAAAAAGAAAAACAUGAAUAA
Didymodactylos carnosus is the source of this 4449-nucleotide messenger RNA. The record is from the annotation of a GenBank genome assembly. Lineage: Eukaryota; Metazoa; Rotifera; Eurotatoria; Philodinida; Philodinidae.